AUGGGGUGGUCUGAGGGUACGGCGGAGUUUUUGCGGGGCCUGUUUCACCUGACACAGAAUAAACUGGCGGGACAGCCGUUCCUGAUCGACGCCGAUGGACUGAACAAUCUGUCCGGGAUAAGGGACUGGCGUGACAGGAUCAACGGCCCGGUGGUGCUAACUCCCCACCCCGGGGAGAUGUCGACGUUGACCGGCGUGCCCGUGGCGCACAUUCAGGCCGAUCGGGUGGACGUCGCGCGGGAAUGGGCGGACCGUUGGAGUGCAACACUGGUGCUCAAGGGUGCAUACACGGUUAUCGCCAGCCCCGGCGAGCCGGUUCGCAUCGCUCCCUUCGCCAAUCCCGGCUUGGCCACGGGCGGUACGGGGGACGUGCUGAGCGGGGUCAUCGUGUCGCUGCUGGCGCAGGGCGUGCCGCCACCGGACGCCGCCUCCGUGGGGGUCUGGCUCCACGCCGCCGCCGCAGAAAUUGUGACCGGACGCAUCGGACAGGCAGGCCUUGCCGCCUCCGAUUUGCUGGACGCGCUGCCCCUGGCUAUCGCCAACCUGCACCGUGCUACACUGUCCUAG
This is a messenger RNA of Geodia barretti, 567 nucleotides long. Lineage: Eukaryota; Metazoa; Porifera; Demospongiae; Tetractinellida; Geodiidae. The record is from the annotation of a GenBank genome assembly.